GACUGAUACUUUCAGGGUCAUCUUGAGGGUUGGUAGCCUCUGGGAUAAUUUCCUUAGACAUUAUGACACAGAAAUGUAGCAGAAAGCAUGAUUGACUCAUUGUCCAGUAUAAAGAAACUGCAUGACUAACAUAGUCCAUUCAGUUCAAACUGUAGGUUUCUUAUCUAUGACACAAAGGUAGAAACAUUUAUGGGUAUCUGACUUUCAGGGGAGUGUUUUCUUCCGCAAAAAACAAAUAAACCGGGAGAAACAUUAUUAUCCUAAAAACAGCAUAAAUAGGAAGUGAGUUUAUGCUUAAAAAAAUCGUGAGAGAAGACAGGCUUGAUGGCUUUUCAUCAUCUAUUAUAUAAAUAGCACCUAAUCCUGAAUGAGCUCUGGGCACUUGUAAUAUUUUAAAUAUACUAAUAAGCAAUGACAAUAAACCAAAAGAGAUUAGACGAACAUUUAAUAUAAUAGUAAACAUUCUGCUAGAAUUGGAAUGUUACAGGAGACAGCAGAUGCAGCAGGUGACCAGCAGGUUUUAUUGAGUAAGGAUCUGAUUCAGCACAUACUCAUUGGGAAUAAUUCACCAUACAGACAGGAAGUUCAUUUUUCUGUUAUCUUUAGAAGGGCACAAGAGUCCACUGAUACAAAGCAUGCUGCUAGCCCACGUGCUGAUUCAGAUGGCACUUGACUUGAGAGGGAGGAUUUAAGAACUAAAUAAAUAUUGAAGCUGAAUGAGAUGUUUAUUGGUUGCCUGUGUUCUUGGUUCGUGGAAGAGUGUGGAAGUGUAGCCAUUUGUCCCUUGUAAACACAGCCCAGCUGAUUGCCUACGAAGAGAAGGAGAACAGUUUAUAAAAGGGAAGGAAGAAAACUAAUCCCUGCUACUGCCCUUUCUGCUGCUUUGAGGAGUGAAGCUGUAGUUGUGUCUUCUACUUCUCUAUUUGCUUUACUGAAAAGACAGCAGGAUUCCUACUGCCUAACUGGGGCAAGACUAAGAGGUUUUCUCUCUCCUGCAUCUCCAGGGCCCUGUAAUGCCCUGAUAAAGCGUAGACUCCAGCUGCUCUCUCUCACCAUCAGUUCAUUUAGUUUAUCUUAUCAAUACUAUGCAAAUCUGGUUCAAAUUAGAAUUACCACCAGCAUUUUUUUUUUUUUUAGCAUUUUUUCCUUAGGAAAAAAAACAACAACGACAACAAAAAACCCAAAAGAUACGUAUUAACUUUUGAAAUAACUGACCCCUGGUAGCUAAGUCUGAUAGCAAGGUAGUGAUUUACCAAGUUUAUUUAAUGUAAUGUGCAAAUGGGCAACUAAUGCAGGACCCUACUAGCAGUGCCUUUUAAGAAAAAAAAAAAAAAAAAGCAGUUUGAGGAUACUUCUUGGUAGACACCAGAGAAUCUGCAUGGAAAAGAGCCAUUGUGAAUGUUAGAGUUCUUGGAAAGCUUUCACUCAGCUUUCUUAUUUUAUCAGACACUGGGAAUUCUAUUGGGGUUUCUUUGGCAAGUCCAGCUGAAGCUUUUUCCAAAUUUUGGCAUUUAUAAUUUUUAAGAUAGUGUGAGCUUAGUCUGCACCCGUAGGUGUUGUUAAGUAUCAGCCAGGGGACACAAAAGCUUAGGAAAACAGGCUUUGCUAGAUCUGAUAAACACAGACAUCUCUAUUUUUAUUUUAUUCUGUGGUGAUUUCUGAGUAGACACUUUCUUUUGAAAAAGAAACAUGGAUUCUUAAAUUCUUUCCCAAGAUAAGGCUUCGAGAUUACAAAUUUCAGCUCAUUCAAAAUAAAUUUCAAUUGGUAAUAAGAAUUCUGUGAUGGCACAGGUCUUAGAGCUAUUGGAAUCUCAGGCAAAACCAUCAGCAAUCAGCUUAAAAGUGGUCUGUGGUUUUUAAUGGGCUCAUAUCUUAUUUUUUGUUUGUUUGUUUUGUUUUGGCUUGAUUUGGCUUGGUUUGUUGUUGUUGUUUUUGACAAAAACUCAAGCUAUUCUUUUGUGAGCUGAUUACGUGCUCUAAGGAAGCAGGAAAUCAGAAUUGUUAGUACAUCUUUUUGACAGUGAAGUUUUCCAUGCAUAAGUGCAGCAAUUUGUAUUUCACAUUGUUUUCAUCCUUAUGCCAAGGAUAAUCUAGAAGAGUUGAGCACGUCAGAAAAAUGUUCACGAGGACAAUGUAAUAUACUUUGAUCUCUACUGCUAGGAUCAGACACUGCUAUAGAAAAGCAAACAUGGGAGUGUGACAUCUUGAAUCACACAUUUUUUGUCAAAAUGGCUUUUAUUUUCUCAACUGCUAAUUUAAUUUUGUUCUGCCUUGAAAAUCUGUCCCUUCUCUCAUUAUGCUGAAACAACAGCAGUACAGUACUCACAUACAAACUGUAGGGGAAACUGAUACUGAGGAACCAGCACCUAAGAUUUCCUAUGAGACAAGAAAUAGGACUUGAAAACAGCCUGGAAAAUAAACCCAGUACUGGACUCAGUGUCCAAGAGUCCUAGAAUGAACCCAAUUACAACUCAGGGGAAAAGAAAGAAAUUUUUAAAGGUACAGACUUUUUCUCAAAACGUAGUAUGUUCAUAAAAAAGAAAACAAUAAAAAUGCAUGCCAGGGGUGUUUUGCUGCAAUGCUACUUGAAAACAUCAGACAAGCUUUCCUCUUUAUUUUGAGCAAGGUUUGUUGCUUUUUGAGAGGGCUUGCGUCUUUUGCUAGCGAGCAAGUGUUCUUUUGGCAGGUUCUUAUAGACAGUGCAGAACUGUAGGAACAUUUUUGUCCUAUUAGUAGGAAGAUAUGAUCCUUUGCUAAGAGCGGCUAGAGGGGAGAAGGGCACUAGGAAGGGAUGUACAGUAGCAGAAGUUCAUUUGGCCUUGUGGGAUUUUUGAUAAAAGCUAGAAGUUGAAGCAGACGUUCACACUGCAAACAUUUUGAUGCACUCUAUCAUUAAAGCAGUAAAUUAUUGUAAUAUGGUGUAUAUAUUAAGUUCUCUUGCUUGGCUUCAAUGAAAGGAUGUUUUUUUCUGAUAGUCUGCUGUAUUACUCUGGCAUUGCAAGAUUGUACCUUGGGAUGAAUUUGCAAAUAAUUAAUGCAGAAAUACUUAGAGACUCCACCACAAAUUAUACCAGUAUGAGUGACUUAGUUCCAACACUUCUCCCAAGAAGCAAACUAAAUAUUUAACAGAAAAAAAAAAAAAAGUAAAAAAAAAAACCACUGAAAGUAAAAUCCCCAUCUCCAUGCAGUGGAACUGAACUUCAUAGUGAGCAUCUGAUUAUGUUGCUCUCCUAUAUUUUUUUUAAGAGUCAAAGAUGUCUUAUUUACUCUGAACUACUUACCUGAUUUUGUAAGAAUGUAAUUGUCUUAUGCUUUUGUUCCUGAAAUGUGCAGUGUAGGGCAUAAAUAGAUUGUUACAUAGCAAACAUGAAGUUCUUGCAAACAUGAAGGACACCAUGAGGCAAAGACAAGAAAUUGGCUAAAAAGCACUUUUUUGCCCUAUGGAAAUAGAAGUGAUAAUUCCUUUAUGCCCUCAUUUAAUCUGUGUUUUCUUUUUUCCAUGUGCUUCUCUAUAUUUAGUUUUGUUUUUAUGAUAAAGUAGCCAUGUGCAUUGACAAGCUUUGCACAACUGGACUUUAUCAUUUUGUUACUGUUAUUUCUUGGAGGUCACAGCAUUUUCUGUUCAAGAAGACAGACUGGCUUCCAUAGCUAAAGGCAGAAGCUACUGACAUUGUGUAAAGCAUGUACUGGGAUAGCCCUACAGCUCAUUGUACUCUGAAGGACUAGUCCUCAUCCUCAAGGCACAGUCUGUCUGUCUGUGUGUAAGGCUACUAACCAGUACAAAGGAUUUUUCUUCACUAGAAUGGAAACUUGGAGACAUUCCUGGCAUGGAAGAAAGUGAGUGUUCAGAGUGGAAGCAUCAAAAAAGCUUCUGAUAAAUCUUCUGCAGCUGAGUUGUCUGCCCAGAUUCUCUUUCCUAAAUCUGAUGAAGAGUAUUCUGUCUUACUCGUGAUAGUGAGGGGAUACAUUCAGGUUUCUUGUUGCUGAAUAAAAAUAUCCUUCAUAAUCUCAUUUGGUCAACAACAUGAUUGUAUGUGAACACUCCACAAAGAAAGCUUUUGAGUCACAGUAAAAAUUUCUCAGUAAUACCUAAACACAACUUUUUUUUUUUUUUUUAAUUCAGUUCCGAAAUGGGUGUCUAUGAAAACAGAUGCAAUUUCUAUGCUGAGUCAGUGUUAAUAUGGCUAAGUAUAACAUAGGAAGGAACCAACAUUGACUAAAACGUCAAAGAAACUUCAAUAUAUAGGUCAUCAGUUAAGGCUACUAACAUCCUCAUUUACAGAAAAAUUCAUACUUCAAACCAGAGAAUUUGUUUUUCUCCUUAAAUGCUGUAGUGAUAAGAGAAACUGAAAUCCUUGGCCCCGUAAUUCUGUUGCUCCAAAUUUCAAUCUUACACUAUGCAGAAGAUCAGGAAGAUGGUCAGCAAGUUCAGGUAAGCUGUUGAGGGUCUGAGUCUAAUGGAAGAUCUUCAGCUUGUCAUUAUUUAGAAUAGUCUGGAGGUUUUCAGAGUUUCUGCCAGCAUCCUCAAAAGACAAUACAUGUGCUGAACCCGUCUGGAGCAUGCCACUGCUUGGCUGCAACCAUGUCUUACCCCCUGGAUGCUCUUGUUUUAAGGCAACACAGUAGUCGAUGCCCUGGGCUGCGUGCUUGCUGAGUCAACUCUUUUCCAGCCUCUUAGCAUCACUCAAUCCCAACUGAUCAGACAACAAAGAAGAAUCUGUACUUAUGUUUUCCUAGUGCUGUGCUGAAAUUAUUUAAAGUACUGAGAAGGUUACUAUAAGUGCACUUGAAUUCGUAGAAAAAUGCAGCUUUGCUUUUUGUUCUCUAGGAGUGUAAGUAUGCUGUAUAUGGAAACCACGAUGAAAUGUUUAAUGAAGAGGACAUCAUUCCUAAUAUGUAUAAUAGGGUAAUUUUCCCAGAAGUAGUAGUUCCUGAAGAUCAUCAACAAAAGCACAGCUAUUUCUGGUGUUGUAUUAGGACCUGUGCUAAGAAUCAAGUCUUCUACAAAAGCAGACAGUGGAGCAUCCUUUCUAAAAAAGAUGUUUGUACAGCAUCACAUGCUUAUGUCUGAUCUUCUUUUUGCUAGACUCUAGACUUUUUUUUUUUUUUUUUAGCUGUGUACGAUAUUGAAAGUUACAUGUGGUGGGAUUGUUUGAAUUAAUCUGUGAACUGUAAAGAGAACAUUUGCUGCCACUUCCUUUUUUUCUGAAAGCAUACAAGAAGUAGCAUGCAAAUUUUUAAAGCAAGUGCUGCUAAACUGUGUUUCUCCCCCUUAUUAAGGCCUAAUUAAUUGCAAUUAGAACUUUUGAAAUGUCCAAAAAUUGUCACUUACUAUAAGGUUAAUGCUUGAUCGUGUGCCUAUGCCAAAAAAAAAAAAAAAAAAAAAAAAAAACCCAAAAAAACAAACCACUAAAAAACUGAUCAGUGUAUCAGUCCUGCCUGGAAGUGAGUUAAGGGUGCUUCCCUAGAGGUAACAGAGAGGUCAGAAACAAUGUUGUGAGGCAGUCGAGAGUGCAUGGGUGAUGACUUUUUAAUUAUUUUUAGCAUAGCGGUGACGAGGUGUUGUACUUGAAAAGCUGUUAACCUAGACAACUUUUUCCACCAUGGUGUGUAACAACAACAGUGCAGGCCUUGAUUAGAGCUUCAGGACUGUUUAGGAAAUCUUUCCUUAUGGUUCUGCUCUUCAGAACUGCUGGAGCAGAGGGGGAUUCUUGUUUGAUGAGGACUUCCAUCAUUGUUUAGAGUUCCUUUCACACUUGUGAAUAUGGCCAUCAGCUCAGUAGGCUGUGAGAAAGUUCUUGGGUGACAGGACUGCCUUGUGGGCAAUGCAUUCUGGCCCAAAAAGGGGGCCAGAUUCUGGAUAUGUUGGGAAGGUGGGCACUAUGUAAAGAUUCCUAAAUGCAAAGUGCUGUUGUAAAUAUAUGUUGCUACAUCUUGUUACUAAGAAGAAGUUUAAGCUUAAAAAUAAAUAACAAACUCUGCAUUUUAUUACUUCUGCCUAAUCAUGGUAUCCUUCAAAUUCAUUCUGUUGCUUUCAUAUUCUUUGGAAAAAUCUCUCUGUUAGUCUUAAGAAAAGAUAAUACUAACUUGCGAAGAAAAACAUGAGUUUCCCAAUGUCUGAUUUUCAAGAACUGCUGAAGGUCAGGCCGCAGGCUAGCAGCAAAAUAACUUUGUACAGAUUCAUUUUACCUCACUUCAUUAUGUGUGUUAUCCUCAAUGAAAUCAUUGUAUAAGGUCAUCAGAUAACUAUGCAUAUGUUAACUUCCUCUCUGCUUCAUCAAAAGCAUUUAACACAACACACUCACAAACAUACUGUAAACAAAGUGAUUUCUGUUUCCAAUAUGGAUCUUGAUGAAAUCUGCACUGUGAGAUCAAUGCCAGCCAACUUCAAGAACAAGCUGCAGUUGCCACUCUUUAAAAAUAAUGUACAAAGUGUGUGAGUUGUGGUGUCUGCUGCACUGCAGGCACUCACACAUUCCCUUUUGAUGGAUAAACGUUCUGGGAAAUCCUGACUUUAUGUGCCAAUUUUUUUUAGAUUAGAUGUAGCAAUUAUAGUAAGCAUUAGACGUUUAAAAUACAGUAUCCACAAUUCAGUGGGAAUGGGGUUUGGUGCAUAUCAGCGUCUUGUUUGCUGAGGUGACAGAUUAACCAUGGUGUGGGCAAACACUGUAGCGUUUCCCUUAAAUGCUUCUGCCAGUUAAUGUCAAUCCAAUUGAGACUUAUCCUUUUGCCAAAAGGGAAUGGACAUUAUUCAAAAUUCUGAGGUGUUUUUGAACCAGCCCACAGUUAUGCAAAGUUCAACAGCUUUGAAGGAACCCAAGGGUCUGGAGCGUGAGCUGUGCAAUGUAAAAGGUUACAAAUCUGGUAUCCCAGAUGUUGAAUAGUAAUGCACUCAUCUAUUGGUAACUAAUUCAUGCUGGAAUGUAUUAUUUUAAAAGGAGUUUUAAUUAAUUUGCUUCCCAGAUUUGUUUUACAUUUGGGAAUGGGGGUAGGUGAGGUGAGGGGGGGGGAGUUAAUUUGGUGUGAAACAAGUCGUUAUUUUAGGUGGGAAUAACCAGCCCACUGGAGAAAUAUUUCUCUGCCUUGCCUUGGAGGUGCGUUUGCAUGUAGCUGGUCCAGCAGCAUGCCAGGAGUUUCAGAUCUGGAUGUUGCAGACACAGAACACGGCAGUGUGCCUGGUCUGAAAUGUGCUCAGCUCUCUGCUCAGUGCGGAGGAGCAUCUUCUUAUGCUGCAUCAUAGGAAGCAAGCAGCUGUGCUGUGUAGCUGUGUAGGUGAGGUUGCAUUGUAGUUGAGGAUUGGUGGAAGAAUUGUAGAUACCUCCAGAUCUGCUGCUGAGGGAGGCAGUCUUCCCCUUUGUGCAACAUCUGUGAGUUUUAAGAAGUUAGCUGCAACGUGAAAUACAGCUGUCGUGAUCAAACCUCCUUACCGUUGUUGGGUCCACCUCCAAAACUUUCACCAAACAUACAGCCCACAUUGCACGCAUACACGCAGACAGACAGGCUGGUGGGCUGGAGCAAACGCUCCUGCAGUAUUUGAGCACCCUUCGGCACCUCGCUGCUGGGCAGAACGCUCACGCUGAUUUUCGCGCUUCCUCGCGCUCUCUCCAAGUUGACCAAUUAAUCAGUCAAGACAUCCCCAGAGGAAGCCUACCAAAAGCUGGCCAGCGAGACCCUAGAGGAGCUGGACUGGUGCCUGGACCAGCUGGAGACCCUGCAGACCAGACACUCCGUCAGCGAAAUGGCCUCCAACAAGUUUAAAAGAAUGCUCAACCGGGAGCUAACUCACCUGUCUGAAAUGAGCAGAUCAGGCAACCAGGUCUCAGAAUAUAUAUCGAACACAUUUUUAGAUAAACAGCAUGAAGUGGAAAUCCCUUCUCCAACACAAAAAGAGAAAGAGAAAAAGAAGAGACCAAUGUCUCAGAUCAGUGGAGUCAAAAAGCUGAUGCACAGCUCCAGUUUAACCAAUUCCAGUAUUCCCAGGUUUGGAGUUAAAACAGACCAAGAAGAUGUUCUUGCCAAGGAACUAGAAGAUGUGAACAAGUGGGGCCUUCAGGUUUUCAGAGUAGCAGAGCUAUCUGGAAACAGACCUUUGACAGUCAUCAUGCAUACCGUUUUUCAGGAACGAGACCUGUUAAAAACAUUUAAAAUUCCAGUGGAUACUUUAAUAACUUACCUGAUGACCCUAGAAGACCACUACCAUGCAGAUGUAGCAUAUCACAAUAACAUACAUGCUGCAGAUGUUGUUCAGUCAACCCAUGUCCUGCUGUCAACCCCAGCAUUAGAGGCAGUGUUCACUGACUUGGAGAUUCUUGCAGCAAUUUUUGCCAGUGCAAUACAUGAUGUAGACCAUCCUGGGGUUUCGAACCAGUUUCUUAUCAACACAAAUUCUGAACUUGCCUUGAUGUACAAUGACUCAUCAGUACUGGAGAAUCAUCACUUAGCUGUGGGUUUCAAGCUGCUACAGGAGGAAAAUUGUGACAUUUUCCAGAAUUUGACCAAAAAGCAGAGGCAAUCAUUGAGGAAAAUGGUCAUUGACAUUGUCCUUGCUACAGACAUGUCUAAGCAUAUGAAUCUUUUGGCUGAUUUAAAAACUAUGGUUGAAACCAAAAAAGUGACAAGUUCUGGUGUCCUACUUCUUGAUAACUAUUCAGAUAGGAUUCAGGUUCUUCAGAAUAUGGUGCACUGUGCAGAUCUCAGCAAUCCAACCAAGCCACUCCAUCUCUACCGCCAAUGGACAGACAGAAUAAUGGAAGAAUUCUUCCGCCAAGGAGAUCGGGAAAGAGAGAGAGGAAUGGAGAUAAGUCCCAUGUGUGAUAAGCACAAUGCAUCUGUAGAAAAAUCACAGGUGGGCUUUAUUGACUACAUUGUUCAUCCUCUGUGGGAGACAUGGGCAGAUCUUGUUCACCCGGAUGCCCAGGAUAUCUUAGAUACACUGGAGGACAAUCGAGAAUGGUACCAGAGCACAAUCCCUCAGAGUCCCUCUCCUGCACCUGAUGAUCAGGAAGAGGGUAGACAGGGCCAGACUGAAAAAUUCCAGUUUGAACUAACACUGGAGGAAGACGGUGAGUCAGACACUGAAAAGGACAGUGGAAGUCAAGUAGAAGAAGACACCAGCUGCAGUGACUCGAAGACCCUUUGCACCCAGGAUUCAGAAUCUACCGAAAUUCCUCUUGAUGAGCAAGUAGGGGAAGAAGUAGAAGAGGAGGAGAACCAGACAGAAUCUUGUGUAGUAGACCAUUCUCCUGACACGUAACAAUGAAAACAUAUCCUGUCUCUUUCAUGCCCUCUCCCUUCCUCUUUCUCUCUCUCUCUCUCUCCAUUUUGUUGUUGUUGUUGUUGUUUUCUUAAUUAGGUAAUGGUUUCUAAAGUGUAUGUCAUAUGCUAUCACCAUGAUCACAACUCACUGUCAUCAGCCAGGAUGUUUGUUGAUCAAAACUGACCUUGGUGACUCAGUUUGGCACUCAGGAAUAUUGUAACCAGAAUCUUCACCUCCAUUGCAUCAGAAAGCAGGAGAGAGAACAUUGAUAAACUGCGUUUUAAUAAGCUCUCCAUUUCACAGAUUUGAUUAAAUAAAGCAAAUGUUUUCACAGGAGUACCACCUGCCAACUGAAUGCUCGUAUGCUUUGGUAGUUUUUGAUUUUAUUUUACUUCACAACCUAAGUGUUGGAUAAUGUUCAUCAUCAGAGGAGACAGAAAAUAAAUGGAGGUUCCUGCUGGAAAACAAAUGCACAUAAACGAUGGGACACAAUAUGAAUCUGUGUAAGAUUAAUCUGUUACCAAUAGGAAGAUGAGCUGUGGAAAUUACAUAAUUUUCUAAUUUCAAGUCUUCCUGAUAAGUGACUGAAAAAAGUGUGACAUGGUGGGUUGCACCAAACUCUGUGUUUUGUAUAGUAUGUAAAAGUGAUCUUUUGUAGAGCUUACUUUUAUUAUUAAAUGUACUGAGGUAUUAUAUUUAAACAAAAACACUUUCAGAUUUCAUCACAUUUUUUUUUUCCAAAGAGUAACUUGCAAGUUUUCAGUACAAAUCUGUGCUACACUGGAUAAUACUUCUAGGGUUUUUUUUUUUCCUUAUUAUUUUGCACCUUAGAAUUUCAUGAUAAUAUUAAGCUGUAAAAGUCUGUUAUUUUAUAUGUUAGUGAGUUCCAUGAAUAUCCUUUAUGCUACCUAAAACUCAUUCAGCAUGAUGGCAUUUUUUUGUUGUUGUUUUCAUUAUAAUGUUCUCAAACAUAUUAGAGGAAGUUUUGCUGUUGUUCUCAUAGUGGCCUGAUCCUGUCAAUUCUGUCUUAGUACCAAAAGCGGUCCUGUUGAUACCAGCUGGACCAUUAAGAUUAAGAUUCAGAGGAGCAGAGCCAGUAAAAAGAUAAUGAAUUGUCUUUUUGAUAUGAAGACUGCUCUUCUGUCUCUCCAAAACAAUGAUUUUCAGAUAUUGUUUUGCCUGGGAACUAUGGACUGCUAAGUCAGCACAGGCUAAUACAGUGUUUGGAGUAUUUAUUUUGGCAAUGGAAGCAUUACUGUAAUCUUUCCAAAAGACUCUUUUCAUUUUUUUUUUUGUCUGUCAGCUACCUAGUGAAACCACUUGCUAACUUCUGACAUACAUACAACACAGAAACCAUGAUUAGCAUUACUGUUUUCAUGUUUUUGUUGCCAGAAGAGCCAGAUCCCUCUUUUGCGUUAAUACUUCUAAGUAAAUGAGCAGUGCAGUGUGAGAAGAGGGUUAGUUUACUCUACAUUAUUAUAAUCUCAGAUCUUUUCAUUCUGUAUAGAGCUUGUGCUGAGGGAACCCUACUUUCAAGUCUGAUUAGUACUGAAAGCUGUUGUUAUUUGCAAAGCUCAGUGGAGUUAGGAGCUCAUAUUUGUCAUUUUCCUGUCCUGUUUGGUCACGUGAAACAAAAUAAUUUCAUCUGCACUGCUUUGCACUUCAUUAAAAUUGUAGUUUUGACUAGGGAAAGAGUUGCCUAGAGAAGGAGCAGACUCCCACAGUAUCAAGAUGAUUUCUUAACAAAAGAAAAUAUUAUCAACAAUUAUUUCACAUUUAGAUUCACUUUGUAGGAAAUUUGCAAGAUAGAAAUACAGGUUUUUUGUUUUGGUUUGGUUUGGUUUUUUUAAGUGUCUGAGAUCUAGAAUAAGAACUUGUUUAAAAAGUAUUGGCUAAUAGUUCAGCAUUUAAAUGUAUUUUGCAUUCUCCUUUAUCCAGGUCAAAGUUUUCUCUGCCUUUAGCCCUCACAAGGCUUUAGCACAGAUGAUGCUGAAGGAGGAAAGAGAAUGAAGAGAACUCAUGUUUUUUUCAGGUUUUGACUUUUUUGUUCUUCAUCAUUUCUUCCUGAACCUGAUCCACCUAAAAGUCCUCUCAGUCCCCAAGAGUGCCUGGAACUUUAAUAACGGAAUAGCAAUAUAAAUUCCAAAAUAACCAGUAGAAACCUGAAAAGGUUUUGUAUCUGCACAAAUUGAAAACAGAUGAAGAGAAUAACACCAUAUUGUGAGAUAUAUACCCAUACAUAUGGACAAUCACAUAACAACAGAAAAAUGAUAUCAUUUCUUAGAGAUGGGGAUAUAAUGCACUGUACAAUCUUUUCUUUUUUUCCUCUUUUGCCAAAGUGUGUUUUAGCAUUGCGCACCGCUUUAAAAUAAUACAAUAUAAAAGUGGCUUUAUGUGUUCUAAAUAUUUUUGCCAUAAGAAAAUGCCGUGAGUCGGGUAUUGAGUGCAGGGGGGGAGGGGGGGCAAGAAAAUUCACAUUGCUUGUAACAGUACGCUUUAGCUUGCAAGUUACUGUACUCAAUAAUGCUGUGUUUGAACUUUUUAAUUGUUUUGUGUCAUUGUUAAGAAUUAUAAUGAAAGGAUAUAGAUAGAACAAACAGCAUUCAGAAGUUUAAAAAACUUGAAUGAAAUGGAUUUUACAGAAAGCUUUGACAGUUCUUUUAAAAUGCAUUAUUUAUUUUAUUUGUGCCAUGCAUUUUUCUCACCAAAUGACCUUACCUGUAAUACAGUCUUGUUUGUCUCUGUUUACAAGCGUGUAUUUAUUGUAAUGUACAUACUGUAAUGUUAAUUGUAAAUUAUCAGUUCUUAUUAUAACAUCAUCCUUGUCUGGGUGGUGUUGCUAUAUUUGGAAACUCUUGGUGAGAGAAUGAUUAUUGUGUAUACAUAGUCCUUGUACAUUUUUUCUCCUGUAAUAUAUUCUGUGUCACCUUAGAGCUUGUUUAUGGAAGAUUGAAGAGAAGUAUAAAAUACAUAAAGAUAUAUCAAUAAAAUUAAAAAAACAAACAAAAAAAAAGCUGCAGGUCUUUGGUCCCAGGGCUGUGCCUUAACUUCAAACAAUAUUUUCUUCUGUUUUGCUGCAUUUGAAAGUAAGGUAGCUUUGGGGAUAGGGCUGGGCAUAUCUACCAUAUUUUUAGUUGCUAGCUAAUGUGGUUACUUGUGCGAGCUAGUUUGCAUGAUACUACAGAGAGCUUUCAUUCAUGAACAUGCUGGAAGUUGAAGCUUUUCCAGACUUCUGGCAAUAUAAUUGUAUUGCCUCUCUGAUUAUCUUUUUACAGGCUAUCAUCAGGGAUUAUUGCAGCCAUUACUUGCUACUAAAAAAACAUUGAUGCUGUAUUUCAGUACUGAAUUGUGCUGAACGAGCUUUGGAAAGCAUCUCUAAUAAGCAUUUGAUUUUAAUGCAUAGUUGCAAAUGAAACAAAUGGAACUAAAUGGGGAUAGCUCAUACACUUGUUUUUUUUAAGUCAUCUAAUACUCUUUAUUUAGUAGCACAAAUUACCACUAUAUAAGCAGAAUCAAUAAAGUAGGACAAAAGACAGCUUCAAUCUUGGAAAUGCUUUCCAACACUAAUAUUAGUGUCCUAGGCAGCCAAAGCUUUUAUUUUGUAUAGAUGUAUGUAAGGCUUUGUACAGGUGUGUAUAGCAUAAUGCACUAGAUCUAUAGGAGAAUGAUAGACCUCUAGAUCUUUUAAUAACACUAGUAUUAGGUUUGCAGGUUGGACUCUGAGCAUCUCUUGCUGUUUAAGUAUCACGUUGCUCCAAACAGCGUAGGACUGAUAGCAAUGAAUUUGCCAGAGCAAGGUAAAUACCUCUCCUCAUUCCAGUGAUGCCCAGCCCCUGUAGCAUGCGACCUUUCGUUAAAAGGAGAGAUUCUUUUCCAUGGGGAAAACAGAGCCUCCUUUUUGACACAAACUGUAGAUUUUAGCAGCCCUGGCCCAAAGGAAAUGGAUUGCUUUUGUUUUAAACAAUAUGAAAGGGACACUAUAACAACAAAAAUCCUGAACAACUUUUUGUUAUUAAUUUGGGGAUGUCUUGAGAGUGGCAACUUGUGUGAACAUUGCACAUGACAAUUCUUUCACUGGUUUCUUAGCCUCUCUUACAGCCUAUGGGAUAGUACUGUACAUCAAUAUCUUCAUAUGAAAUUUUUAUAUGCAAUGGAAAUAAAGCAUGUGUUGAUUCUGCCUAA
Gallus gallus (chicken) is the source of this 13438-nucleotide messenger RNA. It is a transcript of the gene PDE4D, whose product is annotated as phosphodiesterase 4D. Gene Ontology annotation, cellular component: nucleus; cytosol; perinuclear region of cytoplasm. Lineage: Eukaryota; Metazoa; Chordata; Aves; Galliformes; Phasianidae. Gene Ontology annotation, molecular function: 3',5'-cyclic-AMP phosphodiesterase activity; ATPase binding; transmembrane transporter binding. Gene Ontology annotation, biological process: cAMP catabolic process; regulation of cardiac muscle cell contraction; signal transduction. The transcript has 11 exons. The record is from RefSeq and is a predicted model, not a curated record. The coding region runs from base 7739 to 9253 and encodes 504 amino acids.